Molecule: messenger RNA, 1822 nt
Organism: Cryptomeria japonica (Japanese cedar)
Lineage: Eukaryota; Viridiplantae; Streptophyta; Pinopsida; Cupressales; Cupressaceae
Product: laccase-12
Exons: 6
Coding region: 44-1771 (575 amino acids)
Biological process (GO): lignin catabolic process
Cellular component (GO): apoplast
Molecular function (GO): hydroquinone:oxygen oxidoreductase activity; copper ion binding
Source: RefSeq, a predicted model, not a curated record
CUGGGUCUUUCAGUGGGUUGUAGGUCCCCGCAAUUUGUCAAAAAUGGCAGAUUUCAGUGGGUUUAACCAGUCAUGCCAAGAAAAGCUUCCAUUGGUGAUUGCCUGCAUGGCCUUUCUAAUUGCUACGGCCAUGGCAAGCAAGAUACACACUCACACUUUUGUUAUACAAUCAAAGACUGUAACGAAGCUCUGUGCAACGCAUAAUAUAAUUACAGUGAACGGGCAGUUACCAGGUCCGACGCUCUAUGUUAGCAAUGGGGACACUCUCAUUGUUAAAGUCUUUAACAAGGCGCAGCACAACGCUACCAUCCACUGGCAUGGAAUUCGGCAGUUGAGAACAGCGUGGGCCGAUGGACCAGAGUAUAUAACUCAAUGUCCAAUUCAACCUGGAGGAAACUACACCUACAGAUUCACCAUUACCGGCCAACAAGGUACUCUGUGGUGGCAUGCGCACAGCUCAUGGCUUAGAGCUACAGUGUAUGGAGCUCUCAUUAUUUCUCCCACACAGGGAGAAUCUUAUCCAUUUAGCAAGCCCGAUCAAGAGAUACCCAUCCUGUUGGGAGAAUGGUGGAAUGCGAACCCCAUAGAUGUCAUCAACGAAGCUACACGCACAGGAGGCGGCCCUAACAAUUCAGACGCAUUCACUAUUAAUGGCCACCCAGGAGAUCUCUACCCAUGUUCAGCUUCAGAUACAUUCAGAGUUGCUGUGAAGACAGGGCAAACAAAUCUUCUCCGAGUGAUAAACGGUGCACUGAAUACCGACCUGUUUGUCACCCUUGCUAACCACGAGAUGACCGUUGUAGCAGUGGAUGCAUUAUAUACAAAGCCCCACAAAACACAAGUUAUCAUGUUGGGACCAGGGCAAACUACAGAUGUGCUUGUGAAUUUCACUAAGACUGCAGGCAGAUUUUACUUGGCUGCUCGUGCAUAUGCAAGUGGUCAGGGAAUAUCAUUUGAUAACACCACUGCUACUGCAAUUUUUGAGUACAGUAAAGGAAGUUUAUCCACCUCUGUAACACCCAAACUGCCUAAGCUUCCCAUGUACAAUGACACCAAGACUGUGAUCAAAUUUGAAAAGAGUCUUAGAAGCCUGGCUUCUGUAGACCACCCUGUUUCAGUCCCUCAGAAAGUUGAUGAAAAUCUUUUCUACACAGUAGGAUUGGGACUAAUCAACUGCCCCAACCAGUCAUGUGCAGGACCCAAUGGAGCAAGAUUUGCAGCAAGCAUGAAUAAUCACUCAUUUGUGCUGCCAAAAUCCAUGUCAAUACUGCAAGCCCACCAUUUUGGCAUAAAGGGGGUCUUCACAAAGGGCUUCCCUGAUAACCCUCCAUUGCAGUUCGAUUAUACUUCUAAGAAUAUCAGCACUGGCCUCUGGUUUACUGAGAAAAGCACCACAGUAAAAGUACUGAAAUACAAUACGGCAGUGCAAGUCAUUAUUCAGGGCACAGGUAUCUUGGUGGCUGAAAGUCAUCCGAUUCAUCUUCAUGGGUAUGAUUUUUACAUAGUGGGAUCCGGAUUCGGUAACUAUAAUGAGGAGAAAGAUUCUAAGAAGUUCAAUUUGGUUGAUCCUCUCAAGCGCAAUACUGUCAAUAUUCCAGUCAAUGGAUGGGCCGCCAUCAGAUUUGUCGCUGACAAUCCAGGGACAUGGUUGUUCCACUGUCACUUGGAUUUGCACAUAGGGUGGGGUUUAGCCAUGGUGUUUGUGGUGCCUGAUGGACCUGACUACGUCUCCACUCUAGAGAAACCUCCUUCUGAUCUUCCAAAAUGCUGAAAAAUUAAAAAAAUUUACAGUUUUGAGUUUAAUUUGUUUUGAGAAUGCUUA